CAUUCCUACAGGCGUGUGUUUUCCUCUCCCACUUACAUUACCACUGACAGAGCCUCAGCAGCCGCUGCUACUGCGACGAGAGUCAGAUUUUCUGCUCUAAUACUCCCUAGAUAUAUCCAGCCAUGGAUAUAGACGGUGCCAGUUCCGUGGUGCUGCAGGCGUUAACCCAAGCCACCAGUCAGGAAACAGCUGUGCUGAAGCCUGCCGAGGAGCAGCUCCGACAGUGGGAGACCCAGCCAGGCUUCUACUCUGUCCUUCUGAAUAUCUUCAAUAACCACAUGCUGGAUGUGAACGUCAGGUGGCUGGCUGUGCUCUACUUCAAAAACGGCAUUGACAGAUACUGGAGGAGAGUAGCGCCUCAUGCUUUAUCAGAAGAGGAGAAGACAUCACUGCGUGCUGGACUUAUCACAAACUUCAACGAGCCUGUGAAUCAGAUAGCGACCCAGAUUGCAGUACUGAUAGCCAAGGUGGCCCGUCUGGACUGCCCCAGGCAAUGGCCGGAGCUCAUUCCUAUUCUGCUCGAGUCCGUGAAGGGUCAGGAUGGCCUGCAGCAGCACCGAGCGCUGCUAACCUUCUAUCAUGUCACCAAAACCCUGGCGUCCAAACGUCUGGCUCAGGACAGGAGGCUUUUCCAGGAUCUGGCGUCGGGCAUCUACAGCUUUGCAUGUUCCCUGUGGAGCCAUCACACGGACUGCUUCCUGCAGCAGAUCUAUGCCAGAGAUGAGGCUGCAGCGCUCAGCUCACUGGAGAGGACUCUGCUCUCUCUGAAAGUGCUUCGCAAGUUGACAGUCCAUGGAUUUCAAGAGCCCCAACAGAAUAUGGAAGUGAUGGGUUUCCUGAAUGCGGUGUUUGAAAGGCUAAAACAGUUCUUGGAAUGCUGUCGACAGAUUGGCCCAGAUAGCACAUGUAGAGAAAAGCUGGAGAAGAUGAUCAUACUGUACACCAAAGUUCUGUUAGAUUUCCUGGAGUGCCAUCCCUGUGCGUUUAUACCGCUGAUCCAGCGUUCCCUCGAAUUUGCCGUCAGCUAUGUAUUCACACCUGCAGGCGAGGGAGUCACCUUCGAACGCUUCAUCGUUCAAUGCAUGAACCUGAUCAAGAUGAUUGUAAAAAACGAUGCCUACAAACCUGCCAAGAACAUCGAGGACAGUAAACCAGAGAGUUUGGAGGCUCACAAGAUCAAGACGGCAUUCUUCACACACCCCACACUGACAGAGAUCGGGCGCCGGCUCGUUUCACACUACUUCCUGCUCACAGAGGAAGAGCUGGCAAUGUGGGAGGAGGACCCUGAGAGCUUUGCUGUUGAAGAAUCAGGAGGUGACUCUUGGAAAUACAGUCUACGGCCUUGCACAGAAGUACUGUUCCUGGAUAUCUUCCACAACUACAGCCAGACACUGACACCAGUCCUGCUGGAUAUGGUUCAGAAUCUCCAGGGGCCAACCAACGUGGAAGAGCCUGUUCAGCUGCUGAUGAAGGAUGCAGUAUACAAUGCCGUGGGACUGGCUGCCUAUGAGCUGUUCGACAACGUGGACUUUGACCAGUGGUUCAAGAAUCAGCUUCUUGGAGAGCUUCAAGUCAGCCAUAACAGGUACAAGUUGAUCCGCAGACGAGUCAUCUGGCUAAUAGGACAGUGGAUCUCUGUGAAGUUCAAAUCGGACCUUCGUCCUUUACUCUACGAGGUCAUCCUCAGCCUCAUGCAGGACCCUGACUUGGUGGUGCGGAUUGAGACAGCUACGACCCUGAAGCUCACUGUUGAUGACUUUGAGUUCAGGACAGAGCAGUUUCUCCCAUAUCUGGAGUCCAUCUUCGGGCUGCUCUUCCAGUUGUUGCAGCAGGUGACGCAGUGCGACACUAAAAUGCAGGUGCUCCAUGUCAUCUCCUGUGUCAUCGAGAGAGUAAACAUCCAGAUCCGUCCGUAUGUCGGCUGUCUGGUUCAGUACCUGCCGCUGCUCUGGAAGCAGUCUGAAGAACACAACAUGCUUCGCUGUGCCAUACUCACUACACUCAUCCACCUGGUACAGGGCCUGGGGGCAGAGAGUAAGAACCUGUACCCUUUCCUUCUUCCUGUCAUCCAGCUGAGUACUGAUGUAUCCCAGCCGCCGCACGUGUAUUUGCUGGAGGAUGGAUUGGAGCUUUGGUUGGUGACUUUAGAGAACAGCCCAGCCAUCACCCCGGAGCUGCUUAGAAUUUUCCAGAACAUGUCAGCUUUGUUAGAGAUGAGCUCGGAGAACCUACGCACCUGCUUUCAGAUCAUGAACGCCUAUCUAUACCUGUCUGCUACCGAGUUCCUGCAGAACUAUGCAGAAUCAUUGUGUCGAUCUUUCUGUGAUCUACUGAAAGACAUCACCAAUGAAGGACAGGUCCAAGUGCUCAAGGUGGUGGAGAUAGCUUUAAAGGUUAGCCCCAUACUGGGAGCCCACAUGUUCCAGCCCCUGCUGCCAGCUGUCUUCAGAGGAAUCGUGGACGGUGAGAGAUAUCCCGUGGUGAUGUCCACCUACCUAGGAAUCAUGGGCCGCGUCCUGCUGCAGAACUCCAGUUUCUUCUCCUCUCUGCUCACUCAAAUGGCCUCUGAGUGCAGCCAGAAGAUGGACCAGUUGUUAGGCAGUGUGAUAGAGAUGUGGGUGGACCGCAUGGACAACAUCACUCAGCCUGAAAGGAGAAAGCUGUCAUCGCUCGCUCUGCUUUCCCUCCUACCAUCUGACAACAGUGUGAUCCAGGACAAAUUCUGUGGCAUCAUCAACAUCUGUGUGGAGGCGCUGCACGAUGUGAUGACAGAAGAUUCCGAAACAGGAACCUUCAAAGACUGCAUGCUGAUGAGCCAUUUUGAGGAGCCCAAGCUGAGUGAUGAUGAGGAGCCACCAACUGAGCAGGACAAGAGGAAGAAACUGUUGGCCCUGGAGGACCCGGUGCACAGCGUUUCUCUGCAGCAGUACGUCUAUGAGAAGCUGAAGGCGCAGCAGGCCCUGAUGGGGGACCAGGGCUUCGGGGCCCUGAUGGAGACGGUGGACACAGAGAUCGUCAGGCAGCUCCAAGAGUUCCUACAAGGCCUCUGAAUCACGUCGAAAAAAAAAUCCUUCACUACCGUUUACGAACGUCAGAUCACAUGCGCUACCCCACAUCUUUCAAACUGUACCGGAGAGGCGUACAACCUGCCUGAUGUGCGGACCCCAUAUCCAAACCCUUCCAACCUCCUCCCAUGCUAUGCCUUAUCUAUACUCUAGCCUUGUUGACUGUCCCUAGCUAACUCCACUCGCCCAUUUCUCUAUUAUCCUCUAUUUUUUUAAUCUACAUGUGGUCAAUGUGGGUAUUUAAAAAUGUCUUAACACCCACAUCAAAACAUCACCACACCAGAGCUUCCACUUAAUUCCUCUAGUUUCUUCUCUUUCUGUGGUUUGAAGGUAGAAUGGGACGGAUGGCGUAAAGGUAAAGACGGGCUGAGGAGUGCAACGGAGAAUUCACCUGCUGGAGCCUCGGACUAUUUUCUACAGAAAAACGAACAGAUUGUAGCAGAAAUGUGGGCAAAGCGUACCUAAAGGACCUAAAGCAGUGUUUACAGAAUCUAUUCUUAAAAGAGGAAGAAAAAGAAAUUAAUUUUGUACGUAUGUAAAGUAUGGAUGAUGUUCUGCAUGACUAUGUUUGACUUUUUAGUUACUUUUUACUUUGUGUUCUUUUCUCUUCCAUUAAAACAAAAUUUUAAUUUUGCUAGAGGUCAAGUUGAAGAAACUACUGAGAAGACUAGAAAGUGUUUUUUUUCUCUUCAUAAUUUUGAUUUCAUGGGAAUUUUGUCUUGACUUUGAAAUGGUUGAUUUUUAUUGUGAGAGUGCUGAACCACAUUUCUAUGUAAAUACAUACUGCUGCUAAUUGAUGGUGUGUGAGCGCACUUAAUAACCAAAAACUGUUUCACAUUUGUUCUCAAUGGUACAUUUUCUCACGUCUUUAAACUUUAACACAGAGGGCCUUUGGGGCAGUGCUGUAGGAUGACAGGCCUGUGUCCAUUGACGGGACUCUUCACACUGGCAGCGCCAGUGAAAACAUGCAACAAUGUAAAUGAAUUGUGUACUGGCAUUAGCAGCAGCUCUAGACUUUGAAAUUGUAACCCUGAAAAAAGACGAGUCAAAUUGAUUUCUUCUCCACCAUUGUUGUUAAAAGAAAACUGAUAUCAGAAGUCCCGCCCCUUCUUGAUUUUGAAUGGCCGGUGAGGGAGAAGUGACAAGCGCAGUGCUGUUCCAAAAGUUUAACUGUUUUCAACUGAGAGCGCAGCGACAGGAAACAGCUGAAAACCCUGAACUGCAUUGGUUUUGUAUUGACAAUGGGCACUGCCAACAAUAGAUAGAUAGAUGGAUAGAUAAACUUGAUUGUCUUUCCCAACAGUGACAGAAAUUCUCAUUUGAUGACAAUGUUGGUGGACACAGGCCCUAAAGCAUCAAGGCCCUCUUAUUGAAUUGUUACUGUAUUUUAUUUCUUAAUCUGAAUUAUACGACAAACACGUGACUGUAAAUGUAACACACUGUUAAGGUUGUCUUUACAAUUACUUUUAUUUGAAACAAUUGGAGGAUUUCUAACCUAACUGAAUGGUUUAAAGGUUACAUUGUCAGCCAGUGUGACCCUAAUGAGUUACAGUAUGUAGUCAUUUGUGAAGCUGUCCUGAUAGUUUUUUAUUUUAGUCAUCAAGUUUAAUUCAUUUGAUUUAAAAAGUAACCUGUAAGUUUUCUGAUAUGAAUUGAUUAUUUAGACAUUUGGCAAAUCCAAAAAGUGAAGAAAAGUCAUUUUAUAAAAUAGAUAUGUGGACAUGUUUUACAUAGAAGCAAACUGAAACUAUCCAUUGUUUGACUAUCAUGACUCAAAUAGUGAAAAACCUGAUUAACCCUGGCUCCGCCAGGCCUUUUAAAUCAUUUCUUCUGGAACUUCCUGGAUUACUGUGUUUUUAUUUUCUCUCAUUCGGUUGGUCACCCUCCCUGUGAGGAGAUAAUCCUGACACUCGCUCCUUUGACACUGUGAUAGAGUUAAGUAGCAGUCAGAAUUACAGCCUUAUGCUUUCAGCCUUACCUUUCUGACUCUGAUUUCCAUUUCUUUAGCAGUUACACAGUAGAGGAUUUCCAUACCUAUAUUCUGUUUAUGAUGGUAAAUAUGAAGUUAAGAACACAUAGUAGAGAGGUGUUUUUGAGUCAUGUGUUUUGGUUUUGUUUUAAUGGGAAAUAAUCUUGAUUGCUUUUUCCAAAGCCUUCAAUAAAAUGCAGUAAUCAGCCAAAAUAA
Molecule: messenger RNA, 5250 nt
Organism: Labrus bergylta (ballan wrasse)
Lineage: Eukaryota; Metazoa; Chordata; Actinopteri; Labriformes; Labridae
Gene: ipo11
Product: importin 11
Biological process (GO): protein import into nucleus
Cellular component (GO): cytosol; nuclear envelope
Molecular function (GO): small GTPase binding
Source: RefSeq, a predicted model, not a curated record